AUGACGCAAGGUCCGGGUUCGCGCCCCGCGCCUGUGCCGAUCGACACGCCGAGUGCCAUGUACCAGGCACUGAUUAAGCGUGCCAUGCGGCCACGUCAACAGCGCAUCCUGCUGCUGGCAUCGCUCGCGACGUUUCAGCUCUUUGCUCUCUCGUUAGUAACGUGGAAGGCAUGGUGGCGUGCCUGUGUGUGGAUAAGUGCUCUGGCCCUAAUCCCAAGCGCCGUACUUCCGUUGAUAUUCUUGCGCCGUACACACUUGAUCAAAGGCCGCGCGCUGGUCAGCCCACGGCCUGUCACCCGCCUGGCAUUUAUUGCGAGUCUUGUGCGUGCUGAUGAUGUAUGGCAAAUCCUAGGCGUGCAUGCUAUGGUCGGUGCUGUGGUUUCCUCGGUAUAUGCACUGACAAAAACACAUAUGUAUGGAUGGAGUACAGCGUUAGCACCGAUGCAGUAUGUCUCUGUGCAUGACGCAUACUAUAUCAAUGAGGUAUGCCUACUAAGCAUUGGCAUGACUGUUCUCGCAAGCGUUGUGUACGCUAGCUUGAUGAUGUACUUGGUGCCAGGUGGCCGCCGUGGUGUUCCGCCUUUUGAUACGACAUACACAGGCAAAUCGCUUCGUACACGUACGCUCGCAUCUCUCCAAAGCCAUGUCCCCUUGGCGUUAUUGGGCUGGCUUUGUGUGCCGUUGGCUUUAGGUGUCUAUCUUGUGUUCCGCGACGCCUUUUGGACAGCCAUACUUCGUAUUGUUGGCAUUGAAACAGCACUUCGUCGGUUCGUUGUGCCUUCGUUCCGUGUUCCUUUCUCCUCGUUCCGCCUCUUAGUUCAUGCGACGCCGCCUGUCUUGAUGACAUUAGCCUUGAUGGAGGUCGUACAUACUUUGUUUGACAUUUAUUGGACGCAUCCAUUGCGGCAUACCACAAUCGCCGCGAAAGAUCUCAGUACGGUUUUGUUGGGUGGGCUCAUGGACCCCCACCCGUUCUUCUCGUCGCAUGCCUUUUGUGAACUGGCAUGGAUCGCAGAGAAAGAGCCGAAGGGUCGUCAGACAUUGUUUGACGAUGUGCAGAGGCAGCAUGGCCGUCCUAUCGCGCUAGAGGCCAUCACUACGGCAUGCAUCCGUAUGCUUGAUCACAUUGCGAAGGUGGAAGAACCCGCCGCAAAGACGGUCCCUACGUCGGCGCCAUCACAGGCAGCGGCCACAACCACAACCAAGCCGGAGGCCCGUUCGUCGUCCAAGCCGUCGAAUGUAUGGCACAUCUUGGCUAGUGAUUCGGCCAACUCGGCCCCCACCAGCACACCCACCCCGUCAUCGUCAUCGUCACAGCCUCAGCCUCAGCCUCAGCCAUUGCCGUCGUUCACACCGCCCACAUCCACUGCGCAGCGUAUCCAAGCAGUGGCGCACGGUCUGUGGACGUUGAUGCCCUCGGAAGUAAAGCAUGUGCUAUUCCCGCGGGCAUGGUAUGCUGCGCUAUGCCAGCCCACACCUGGUUUGUGGCUGGAAGCACAUUGGCUGCCCUAUCGCGCACGCGUAUGUUGGGCAGCGCAGGCAUUGCAGGGAUUUGUGCUCGCCUCGCUUCAGGAGGAUCGGUACGGCAGUGUCCAAGGCCAAGUCCCGCGAGUGCAGGCUUCGCUGCAGCAGGCACAUACGCGCUUGGGGACGGUCCAUCGGUAUUGGGAGCGCACGGCGACCGAGGCUGAUGCACAGUGGGUGCGUGAUGUGCGUGUGGUGCGUGGUGUACUGGCUGAUGCCGGGACUGAUCAUUCCACAACACUCGGCACAUCUAUUGCCCCAUUUUACAAUGAAAUGCAGAUGGCAUGGCAGGCGUACGCAGCCCUGGAUGAUGUGAUUGUGCAAGCUACGCACCAUAUUGGACAAGUGUAUGCGCCAUAUCGAUAA
Messenger RNA from Malassezia pachydermatis, 1890 nucleotides. RefSeq lists its product as hypothetical. NCBI's taxonomy places the organism in Eukaryota, Fungi, Basidiomycota, Malasseziomycetes, Malasseziales, Malasseziaceae. Bases 1 to 1890 code for a protein of 629 amino acids. Gene Ontology annotation, molecular function: protein-macromolecule adaptor activity. The record is from RefSeq and is a predicted model, not a curated record. The transcript has a single exon. Gene Ontology annotation, biological process: nuclear pore organization; spindle pole body localization. Gene Ontology annotation, cellular component: spindle pole body; nuclear pore transmembrane ring.